UGCUUUUUAUUGUUCCUGAGAUCUCUCCGUCCCGCAGUGAAGUGUGAAGGGUUUUUAUUUUUUCUCCGUCUAGAAAAAGCAUUUCAAAAGACCUCAACUUUUACCUCUUGUCUGCCAUUAUAGAGCCAUAAAUAUAACACUUCCCCCACCCCCCACCCCUUGUUCCUAGCUCACCCACCUCUCUCUGGGUUUUUACUAAGCUAGCCGGAAAGUCAGUCUCCCGGCUGUUUUUCCGGCGCUUGGGUGUCCUUCUUUUAUUACUCUUCGUCUUUUUGAGCAUUUAAAGCUCAUAUCUCUGUCUCCCUAUUUGAACUCUGAAAAGAAUGGGUUGAUAUGUGAUUUUCUUUACUGGUUUCUGGCUUUGAAACUCCUGUUCUCUCUUGGGUUCUCGUAAGAUACUGUUUCUUUGCAGCAGUGUCUGAGAAAGCUCGUUAUUUGGAACUUAGUUUGUUCUGUUAUAGUGUCAUUACUUUCUGGCUUUGCUGAAACCAUUUACUGGUUCUUUAACUCGAUUCCGGUCCUUGUCAUAGCAGAGCAGAGAUUACAAUAUUUUCACUCUCUCUCUUUCUCUCUCUAAAUUUCCAAGUUUCUAUCUGGGUUCUUCGUUUAGCUGAUUUUCCCUCUGGAUUUUCUUUUUAUUGUUUUUUUUCGGUGGAACCCUCUCUCUCUCUCUAAAUCCAGUUGAUUUACUCCGAAAGAAAAGAAAAAGAAAAUGAUCACCGGAACCGAUCUGUAUCACGUUCUCACGGCCGUUGUGCCUCUAUAUGUUGCUAUGAUCCUUGCUUACGGUUCAGUGAAAUGGUGGAAGAUUUUCAGUCCCGAUCAAUGUUCGGGUAUAAAUCGCUUUGUUGCUCUAUUCGCUGUUCCUCUGCUUUCCUUUCACUUCAUCUCAACCAACAACCCGUACACCAUGAACCUAAGAUUCAUUGCUGCUGAUACACUUCAGAAGAUCAUGGCAUUAACAGUCCUGGCAAUCUGGUCCAGAGUCAGCUCGAGAGGUUCUCUCGAGUGGUCAAUAACACUCUUUUCCCUUUCUACUCUGCCCAACACUCUUGUUAUGGGUAUUCCCCUUCUGAAGGGUAUGUAUGGAGAUUUCUCAGGGAGUUUAAUGGUUCAGAUCGUUGUUCUCCAAUGCAUAAUAUGGUACACUUUGAUGCUCUUCUUGUUCGAGUACAGAGGAGCUAGGCUUCUCAUUGUAGAACAGUUCCCCGACACGGCUGGUUCGAUCAUUUCCUUCAGAGUGGACUCCGAUAUUAUUUCCUUAGAUGGAAAAGAACCUCUCCAGACCGAAGCCGAGGUCGGUGAGGAUGGGAAGCUUCAUGUUACAGUGAGGAAAUCAACCAGUUCCCGUUCAGAGAUUUUCUCUCGACGGUCACAUGGGCCUAACUCCGGUGUUUCGUUGACUCCCAGACCGUCGAACUUGACGAAUGCAGAGAUUUACUCGCUGCAGUCAUCCAGAAAUCCAACACCGAGGGGCUCGAGCUUCAACCACACUGAUUUUUAUUCCAUGGUGAAUGGAAGGAAUGCCAACAGCAUAAGUCCCAGACAGUCGAAUUUCGGGAACCUGGCUUUCGACGAGGAGAACGGGAUGGGUGGAUUCACGAAUCCUCCCAGAGCAAAUGGGAUCUUUUCACAGGGGAAUCCGGUGCAGGGUGCAGGGUAUCCUGCCCCGCCAAGUGCGGGAAUAUUUUCGCCAGCUGCCGGACCUGGGGCGAAGAAGAAGGCAAAUGGGACCGAUGGGGGGAAAGAUCUCCACAUGUUUGUUUGGAGCUCCAGUGCUUCCCCCGUCUCUGAAGGGGGAAUUCAUGUCUUCAGAGGAGGGGAUUUUGGGAAUGAACAUGGUGUAGGUCAUCCUGCAGAAAAUCAUACUAAAGAUUACGAAGAAUUUGGCCGGGAUGAGUUCAGCUUCGGGAACAGGCCGGGCUCCCAAGUGGCUGAGCGAGAUGGACCGACCUUGUCAAAGCUGGGUUCAAGCUCUACGACCGAGCUCCACCCUAAGGCUGCGAUGCAAGGCGACGCCAAGUCCUCAUCCAUGCCGCCUGCCAGUGUUAUGACCCGGCUCAUCCUGAUCAUGGUUUGGCGUAAACUCAUUAGGAAUCCCAACACUUACUCCAGCCUCAUUGGCCUCACCUGGUCCCUGGUUUCUUUUAGGUGGGGGAUUGAGAUGCCAGCCAUUAUAGAUGGUUCGAUUAAAAUCCUUUCUAACGCCGGUCUCGGAAUGGCCAUGUUCAGUCUUGGGUUGUUUAUGGCAUUACAGCCAAGAAUCAUUGCUUGUGGGAACUCAGUUGCUUCCUUCGCUAUGGCUGUCCGGUUCCUCACGGGUCCUGCAGUCAUGGCUGCAGCCUCCAUUGCCGUUGGUCUGCGAGGAGUUCUCUUACAUGUCGCCAUCGUACAGGCAGCUCUUCCCCAGGGAAUUGUACCCUUUGUGUUUGCCAAGGAAUAUAAUGUGCAUCCGGACAUACUGAGCACUGGGGUUAUCUUUGGAAUGUUGAUAGCUCUGCCCAUAACCCUAGUCUACUACAUCUUACUGGGUCUUUGAGAGGGGGGUAUGGGAGAGGGAUGCUGUGACCUGUGACUGGGAGGAGUCUCUUCAUACUGUAAAGAUAACCCUUUGUUGGGUUUUUCGUUUUUUUUGCUUGUCCAAGUGUCUAACAAAACAGCUGAGGAGAGGGAGAGAGAAAAGAGGUGUAACGAAGGACCAUUUGACUGAAGAAUGAAAAAAAGAAAAAAAAGCUGAGAGGGAGGAACAAGGGCGUGACCGUUGGACUAGAUUUUUGAAUAUUUUCUCUGUUCUUUUCUAAUCUUUUUUUCCUUGUUCUUUUGGAAUUGGAAAAAGCUAAGCAUGUCUGUAGUUGAGAUGCCUUCUACUUUAAAUGUGAAAAUGGUUAUCUGGAAGCUGUGACAGAGGCCUUCUUUUGACGAUUACUUUAGAGCAUCUGUCGCUUGUCAUUCACUGCCCAGGUCACAAAUAUGUGCUUCUUGGGGUUUCCUUUUUACUUUGCUUCCUCCCUGUAUUUUAGUAUGCAAAAGUUUCAAGCUCAACUGACCUACUCCACUGAAUUGUUUCCA
Messenger RNA from Nelumbo nucifera (sacred lotus), 3069 nucleotides. Its product is annotated as putative auxin efflux carrier component 1b. The record is from RefSeq and is a predicted model, not a curated record. NCBI's taxonomy places the organism in Eukaryota, Viridiplantae, Streptophyta, Magnoliopsida, Proteales, Nelumbonaceae. Gene Ontology annotation, molecular function: auxin efflux transmembrane transporter activity. Gene Ontology annotation, cellular component: endoplasmic reticulum; plasma membrane. Gene Ontology annotation, biological process: auxin polar transport; auxin export across the plasma membrane.